AUGACGGUCUUCAUUGCGUCUUUGUUCCUCCCAUAUACCAUCGAUUUCCAGGUGACGGAGCCCAAGAAUGGACAUCACGGAUCCUUGUCUAGCCAUGCAAAUCUCGAUGGUCCUGGAUCUAUCGUUGGGCGCCUAUCGGAUACCUAUUUUCUAACUCGUCCCAUUGGCUGUCUCCCACUGACACCUGGAGCCACGACAGAAGACGAGACGGUCUUCAAAGGAUAUACUUGGCGGUUAGCAGAUGAGAUUCCGAUUGCCAAUGACCGAUUAUGGCACGGCCCCAGCGAGCCCCGUGCCAUUCACUGGGGACACAGCCGGAGGUUUAAUCAGCCUUUGUCCAAGGCGACAGAUCCUCCAACACCGUCCAUUUCGACGAGAAGGGACUUGUCAUUGGAUGGAUCACAGGAUAGAUGGGACAUGAAAUACUACAAUAACACACGAGCCUCGCUCUCCAAUGCUAACUGGGUCGUCAAGGCCGCCGAACAAGGGCAUGGAGGUCUACAAAAUGCCAUACACGCUGCUGAAAAGUCCAACUUGCUCAAGGACAAGACUUGGGUGGGAACUCUGGGCAUGCCUACCGACUCAUUGACAGACCCCACCAGGGCGGACAUUGCCGAGACCCUCCAGGAUGUGUAUGAUUCGUUGACUGUGUUUGUGAGUGACGACGAGUUUGAGGGUCAUUACACCAAUUUCUGUCGCGCGGUACUUUGGCCAGCCCUCCAUUAUCAGAUGCAAGAAAGCCCUCGACAUACUGAGUACGACGGCUACUCUUGGGUCCAAUACCUCAAGCUCAACAAGGCAUUUGCAGAAACAAUCAUCAAGUACUGGAAGCCGGGUGAUAGAAUAUGGGUUCACGACUAUCAUCUUCUGGUUCUUCCUGGUCUUCUGAGGGAAAGGUUACCCCAGGCCGAGAUUGGAUUUUUCUUGCAUACCCCAUUUCCUUCCUCCGAAAUCUUCCGUUGUUUGACUCCACGCGAAGAACUGUUGGAUGGGCUUCUCGGCGCUGAUUUAAUCGGAUUUCAGACAGAGGAAUACUGCAACCACUUCCUUCACUCCUGCAGCCGGCUGAGGAGACUAGAGGUCUCUGCCAAUCAAGUUCACCUCAAUGAUCGGUACGUUAGUCUUAUGAAUUCUCCAUUGGGGAUUGACCCCAUGUCACUCUACAUAUUACGCCAAUCCACCGAGGUCAAGGGUUGGAUACACAGCAUCGGCCAUAAAUAUCAAGGGAAACAUCUUAUUGUAGCGCGGGAUCGACUGGAUGCGCCCGGAGGGAUUAAGCAGAAGCUUCUGGCAUAUGAACUUUUUCUCAAGACCUAUCCAGAAUGGAGAGAGCAAGUGGUUCUAGUCCAAGUAAUGUCGUCUGCAUCUGAGAUCCCAGAGCUAGAGGUACAGAUCUCAAAAAUCGCAAUGAGGAUAAAUGCAACAUAUUCAACCAUCACUCAUCAGCCCUUGGCCCUGGUCCGGCAGGACAUCAGUCACUUUCAAUUCAUCGCCCUCUUAAGUGUUGCACAUAUCUUCAUGGCCACCAAUCUGCGUGAGGGGAUGAACUUGACCAGCCAUGAUUUCAUCCAUUGUCAAGAUGGACAACUUGUCUCCCAGAAACAUGGAUCCCUGAUCCUCAGUGAGUUCGUGGGUAGUGCCUCCAUCUUUCGUGGCCAUAAGCUUCUCGUCAAUCCGUGGGACUACCAACAAUGUGCCGAUGCAAUCAAAUCCGCACUCGAGAUGACACCGGCGGAGCGGGAACUUGACUGGAAUUUUCUUUUCAAGUGCAAAUCCCCCUAUACUUCUCUCAAAUGGUAUAUGGGGCUACAAGAUGCUCUCACAAAAGCCCAUGAAAUACAACAAAUCCAUCAGACAAACCACCUCUCUCCGCUUUCACCUAAUGACUUGAAAAGGUCAUACCUCGCCGCCAGAGCACGAAUGUUCUUUUUAGAAGACGGCGCGAUCUUCGGCCCAGCUUUCGGCACAGAAGAGUCUCUUCCCUCAAACGAAGCAUGCGCAACUCUACAAACACUCAUAGACGACCCCAAUAACAUCAUAUACAUAAUCAGUAACCGGAGCACCAAACAGCUCCAAGACGCACUCGAAAAACUCCCCCGGAAGCUCGGUUUUAUUGUCGAGAAGGGAUGUUUCCUUCAAGAACACGAAACGGAUCUAUGGAUUCCAUUUGUGCCUAAAAACGCCAUGAAAUGGCGUCCCGGUAUCAGAAAGAUGAUGGAGUAUUUCCAUGAGCGAACAGAAGGUAGCCGAAUCGAGGAACGCCGCUGCUCCCUAACAUUUCACUACGAUGGCACGCUCGACCGCGAAGUAGCCGCUCGCCAGGCCUCUGAGCUAGCCGAUCAAAUCAACGGUGCACGCGGGCGCGCAGAUUACCAUGUCGUCCGCGAGGCAACAUUUGUGAGGGUUGAACCACCACACGCUGCCCUUGGAAAUAGGAGAGUGGCUACCUAUAUUCUAGACCAUCUCCCUAAUAUCAAAUAUCCCGAGUUUCUAUUCGCAGCUAGUGGUUCUCGUAGUAGUGAGGUGCUGUUUCGAUGGGCAAAUGAGUUGGCCGUUGCCCCUGUUGCUUCUCGCUUUGAUAAAUCUGAACUUGGGAAAACGCUCCACGUCACCACCGUGACGACUAGCACGCAUGCUACUGAGGCGAGGUCGGUGUUGCCGCCUGAUUGCUCGCUUUUGGAUAUUUUGGGUGAAUUGUCGAGUUUCACGUCCAAUGAGGAGGAGACUAAAUGA
Messenger RNA from Penicillium crustosum, 2733 nucleotides. RefSeq names its product trehalose-6-phosphate synthase. The transcript has 3 exons. Gene Ontology annotation, molecular function: catalytic activity. Gene Ontology annotation, cellular component: alpha,alpha-trehalose-phosphate synthase complex (UDP-forming); cytosol. Bases 1 to 2733 code for a protein of 910 amino acids. Gene Ontology annotation, biological process: trehalose biosynthetic process. NCBI's taxonomy places the organism in Eukaryota, Fungi, Ascomycota, Eurotiomycetes, Eurotiales, Aspergillaceae. The record is from RefSeq and is a predicted model, not a curated record.